AGCUGCUCAUGACGGCGAUCGUGUCCUGAGUCAAGGCCUCUUCCUCACUACAACAUUGUUUGAUUCUAACUUUUAUAGUCUGUCGCUAAAGUAAAAGCGUGAAUGAUUGGUUGUAGAUUUAUGUGGAAAUCCGAAGAUUUGCAAGGUUUCUUUCCAGUUAGAUCAGAAUGUCAAGCAGAUGUUCCCAGAACACGAUUCAAAUCAAGGGUUGGCAAAACUCUAAGUAGAAGAAGAUGGCACGCAGCGUUUACUAAGGAUGGUCAUUUGGAUAUGGAGAGAGUUCUUCGUCGUAUACAACGAGGGGGGAUUCAUCCAUCAAUCAAAGGAGAGGUUUGGGAGUUUCUGUUAGGUGGUUACGAUCCAGACAGCACGUUUGAUGAACGAACCAAGCUAAGGAACCACAGAAGGGAGCAGUACUAUGCUUGGAAAGAAGAAUGUCAGAAGAUGGUUCCUCUAGUUGGCAGUGGCAAGUUUGUAACAAUGGCUAUUGUUGCUGAAGAUGGUCAGACAUUAGAAGAAUCAUCAGCAGAUAAUCAAGAAUGGCUUGUGAAAACCGCUGUUACAGACAAGCGUGUGCUCCAGUGGAUGCUAGUACUGAGUCAAAUAGGUCUUGAUGUGAUUAGAACGGAUCGUUAUCUCUGCUUUUAUGAGAGUGAGAGUAACCAAGCAAGACUUUGGGAUGUUCUUGCUAUAUACACAUGGUUGAAUCCUGAUAUUGGUUAUGUUCAAGGAAUGAAUGAUAUAUGUUCUCCGAUGAUAAUACUACUAGAAGAUGAAGCUGAUGCUUUCUGGUGCUUUGAGCGUGCAAUGAGAAGACUAAGAGAAAACUUCAGGACAACCACAACGUCAAUGGGGGUCCAGACUCAGCUUGGUAUGCUCUCACAGGUUAUUAAGACAGUUGAUCCUAGGCUGCACCAACAUCUAGAGGAUCUGGACGGUGGAGAGUAUCUGUUUGCUAUAAGGAUGUUGAUGGUUUUGUUCAGGAGAGAGUUCUCCUUCCUUGAUGCCUUGUACCUUUGGGAGAUGAUGUGGGCUAUGGAGUACAAUCCAAAUAAUUUUUCAUCGUAUGAAAAACCAGAGAACGGAACCAAACAGGAUCCAAGGUUACUGAAACAGUAUGGAAAGUUUGAGAGAAAGUAUAUACAGAGUGGUCAAAACGAGCAACACCACAACACGCUGGCUGUUUUUGUUGUGGCGAGUGUUCUUGAAACAAAGAACAAACGUCUACUGAAAGAAGCUAAAGGCCUAGACGACGUUGUUCAGAUAUUGGGUGGUAUUGCGGGUAAUUUGGACGCUAGAAAAGCGUGUAAAGAAGCUUUGAAGAUUCAUGAAAAGUUCCUGAGAAAGGCUAAUAAGCAAUAGACAUAUUGCUUAACCUUCAACCAUAUUUUUCCCGGUUUUGUUAAACCGAUUUCGGUAUUGAUCUUGGCCUGGAUUGGUUACCGUUGGUACGCUGAUAAAUGUAGUAAAGAUCGCGGGAGGGAUCCAUGAGAACGUUCUAGUUCUUUUGUUCUUACAUGUUGAUAUGAUGUGUGCUAAAGAAACUCUACCUCCGUGUGCCGUUUUAUUUUUUUUGAUAUUCUGUGGAAAAUGAUGCAAGUGUAAUCAACUAAUUAAUCAUUCUGAAAUUCCACAUAUUUGUUUCGGUUU
Messenger RNA from Brassica rapa (field mustard), 1650 nucleotides. Its product is annotated as TBC1 domain family member 15. The record is from RefSeq and is a predicted model, not a curated record. Gene Ontology annotation, biological process: activation of GTPase activity. Gene Ontology annotation, molecular function: GTPase activator activity. NCBI's taxonomy places the organism in Eukaryota, Viridiplantae, Streptophyta, Magnoliopsida, Brassicales, Brassicaceae.